Molecule: messenger RNA, 6281 nt
Organism: Schistocerca nitens (vagrant locust)
Lineage: Eukaryota; Metazoa; Arthropoda; Insecta; Orthoptera; Acrididae
Exons: 5
Coding region: 4-1056 (350 amino acids)
Biological process (GO): phospholipid metabolic process; arachidonate secretion
Molecular function (GO): A2-type glycerophospholipase activity
Source: RefSeq, a predicted model, not a curated record
ACGAUGCCCGCACACGCGCUCCGCCAGCGACGCUCCGCCGCAGCGACGCUCGCCCUCUGGUUCCUCCCUCUGCUGGCGCUGCUGCCAGCCGGCGCGCUCUCCGCCGACGCUGACGCCAAUGCGACGCUCGUCAGGAACUUCGUCGCUACUGACGCGCUCGUCGACGGCGAGCAGGAGCGACGCAUCCACUACAACGGCCUCACCGCCAAGGAGACCAGCGUCGUCGGGGCUCCGGACGAAGACGGCACCAGGGCCGGCGUGACGCUGCGGCAGGUGACGGACGGCUCGGGCUUCCUGCAGCUCAUCUACGGCGCCGAGGGCGAGCUGCGCGACUGCGAGUUCGUGGCCGGGCGGCGCGCCGCGGACGCCUUCCUGCGCUCCUUCCACUCCGACGUGCAGCGCGCCGCCGGCGGGGGCCGGCGCGAACACCGCCACGAGACAGCAGACGCCGCAGUCGCCAACGUCACCUUCCAGGUUCUGCCAGAGGGCUCUCCGCUGCCUGCUGACGUGUCAUCGUGGCUGGACAUGGGGCGGCUGCGCGCCCAGUGCCGGGACAAACACCGCGAGCUGCGGCGCCUGGCCAGGUGGCACCGCCGAGGCGGGCCCCGGCAGAGGGCGCGCGCCGACCUGCAGCUCAACAGGACGAAGCGCUCGCUACGCUCGAUGCUGAUGGCGCCUGGCACGCUGUGGUGCGGGCCAAACGGGGACGUGGCGACGUACGGCCGCCUGGGGCCGCUCAGCCGGGAGGACCGCUGCUGCCGACAGCACGACCGCUGCCGCGCCAACAUCAACGCCUUCACCACCAAGUACCACUUCUUCAACUACCGGCCCUUCACCAUCAGCCACUGCCACUGCGACCAUAGGUUCCGCACUUGCCUCAAGAUGGCUGGUACGGGCGCUGCCAAUCUCGUGGGUAAGCUGUUCUUCAACAUCGUGCAGACCAAGUGCUUCGUGCUGAAGCCGAAGAAGGUGUGCACGCGCUUCUCGUGGUGGGGCAAGUGCGAGAAGUACGCGUACCGCAAGCAGGCGCACCUGCGCAACAACGUCUCCUACUGAGGGCGCGCCACCGCCCUCUGCACGACAACGUUCCUAGCCGCUUGCGCCGGCGGCCGCUCUAGAAGGCGGUGGACGUCGACUGCCGCCGCGCCGACUACUCCCCAGACGACUGCGCGCGAGGCGUGCGACUGAAAAGCCAUCGACGUUGGACUGUCCACCCGCGGCAACUGCCGCAUUGGAUUUACGCCACUCAAGACGGAUACCUAAGUAGGGCUGCGCGACCAGCCCUGCUUCGUGGGCGGCACACUAAAGACAGAAUAAGCACUGUUGCCGUCCAUGGAUCGUUUCGUGACUAAAGAUAGCUGCGGAUAAUUAUAUUCAUCACCGUAACUUCAGCUACGCCUGUAGUGAGAACGACAAAAAAGGAGUUGGUAUUCUCUGUUUGUGCAUAUAGCAGUCAAUUCUCCUAAUAGAGUUAUUGUAAAGUGUGUUACCACCAGAAGUAGUUCUAUAUCGAAAACUGUAUGUAACUAAGAGAGAUAUUCCCCAAGCUACCACCUGCGUUUCCAGAUGUGUUUGUUGCAGUAGAAGUUCAGCGGUCCGAAGAUGUCUGCUGAUCUUAAACCUUUAUGAAGCACACAUACAAGGAGAAACUGUUCAGAAAUUUCAUUUACAAUGUCUUUGAGCUCUGAUAGAUCAUAAAAUUCCCGCAUUUCUUCUGGCAUAGAAAAUCAGUGAUUAUAAACUACAGCCUGAAUCCCAACUGCAUAUACAUAAGCCUCUAAUGAAUGUAGUUAACAAUACAAUAUUUUUAUUAUUAAUGAUGCCAGGUUACCAAAAGCAAUUUCUGUAAGCACGUGUGCUGGAACUCUCAUACUCGGAACUUGGCAACAGAGCCGAUUGCGACACACGAGAAAGACGAAUGUCUGGUAGUUUAGCAUCUGCUUGUGAAUUUAGUUAGUUGGACAAUAAUUAAGUGUCCCUAUGGAGCUGUAGAGCCCAGCAUCUGUUUAAAUAUUCAUGUCAUGCACACAGGAAUACAUUUCUGAGCUGUCCGGUGUUGACAUCUCUCAGAUUUAAAUGACUGUUAUUUACGACCAGGCAGUGUUUUCUGUAUGCGUAAUCGCUGAGGAAACAGAAUUCUUUUAUUUUGGUGCUGUAUGAAACUAACAAGUUUCUAUUUAUUUCUUUAUUGGUACUUAGCAUUUAUUCGCCUUGUUAUAAGUCGCACAAUGGUUCCGCCAGUGGUGGAAUCUCGUCCAUAGAUCUUCUGCGUUGUGAAACUACAAUCAAAGCUGAAGUUUUUGCAUGUGAAUCGUUUGUUAUAUGUAUUAUAAAAACUGCAUUUUUGUACUUUUGUAAUGUUCGUCGGUAUUAUAUUACUUAAGCGACAACUAAGUCAUUCCUUCAUUACUUCUGUUCAUCGCCUGAUCUUUUUUCUUUUCUUUUCUGUGAAUACGAAUUGAUAGUGGAAACCCUUUGACGUGGCUUACUUUUGGGCUGUAUACGGUUGAGAAGUUCGCUAGUUUUCCCGAUUUCCAUACAUCAUACUGUAAAUACCCAUAGUUUCGCUGUUGAGAGUUAUACAACAAUGUGUUAUUGUUGUUCUAUAGAGCUAGACUACUGUGGGUACCUUGUCACGCAUAACCCAGCUAAGACUCGUAAUCAUUUUGUAACCAAAGAUUUCUCCUCCUGAAUGACAUGGAUUUACCAUAAAGUCUGUGACUGAAUGUUACGUCAGAGGAAUAAUGUUCGACAGACUGCUAAAAAAGAGGGAUGUUGACGGCGUAAUAUUUGGUGUCAUAGUAAUUACGUUUGAAAGUUAUUUACGAAUCAAAUAGUCAGGCAGUGCACUUUUUUAUUUUAGUAGUUAAUUAGUAAAAUACUACCAACAAUGAGCGAGCAUUUGGAUGCACUGAAUUAGAUUAUUUUCUCUUGGGGAUUUCGUGUAAUAGUGGUGACACGUGGCAUGUUUUUAACAGCUUUGGGCGACAUGCUUAGGUUAGGAAAUAGAUCCGAUAAAAUCAAAUACUGUCAUGCUCCAAUAUCUACCUUUCUACUUCUCUGCAAAAAUAAUAAUAAUUGUGCUAAAUUGCCUCCUACAGUGCAGAAUUUCAUGCAAGGUGUUUGAAAUGGGAUUUAUAAUCGUUAUAAGCAGUUAAGUGCUACAGUUCUUACUUGUAGUGUGCUGAUGGACAUCAGAGUAAAUUUCUAUUCACGUCAACGAAACAUUGCGACACAUUUCUGUGGCCUACCUUUGCAUCUACAACUUAAUGCUGUUACACUAGCCUAUCUCCACCUUCUUGUGACAAUGGCUUACAAACACUCGACUCAUAUCAUGGUAUCACACUAUGCACAAUAUAAGAUGAUAGUUUCAAAAACAUGAAGACAAUGCUGAAUUUCUUUUUAUCGAGAACAUGAAAGUUGUAAGACACUGAAUAGUACUCGAAAGAUUUCUAUUAAUUCAAUGCAAUUUUUGUACUUUUGAAAAACUGAAAAUAUUUCUUCCUUGAAAAUGCUUUGGAAAUGCUAAGCCGAUUCGACGAAAUUCGUGUUGAACUUCCUGAUUAGCUUCUGCACACCGUAUCAUUUAUAUUCGGCACACCGUAUCAUGUACUAUCCAAGUCUGCGAUUACUUUUUCAAAAAUUAUUCACGUGAAGGCAAGACAUGAUUUUUCGUUCGGAAACACUUCAGUUUACACAAAUCACUUCACUGAUUUACUUCAGAUUCGUAGUGUGGCAGUGAAUCUAUGGCAACUGCGUGAGACAUAUACACUACCACUUUAUCUAGUCUUAAUGUUUCUCAUCCCUAUCUCCGCACUACUUGCAGUCAUGUACGGAACUUCAAACAAAUUUUGCAGUCGGUAUAAAUAUCUGAAACUCAAACACAUUAGAAGAAAUUUAAUGUUGCCACGCUCUAAAAACGCUAUACCGUUUGAUCCACUUUCCUACAAUACUUACUGAGCAUCUAUUUUACACAAAAGACAACGCCAAGUGUUGAAUCUGUUGCCAACAGAUAGAAUAAACUCCCUUAUCGAAAAAACUGAUCAGCAGUCACAUAAUUACGACCUGAAAGGAAAAUAGUGUUCACCAGUUUCGGUACAAAAUUUAUAAUUUGUUGAUCUCUAGCGGGUAAACUCAUAAUACAUAAAACAGCAGGAUACUAUCAAGUUUAUGAACGCACAAUAUUGUGAUAGCUCUGCUCAUGUUAACAGAAUCUUCCGUCGAUUCUUGAUAGAACAACAUUACAAUAAUGAAAAGCACCAGUUUGUUUUUGUUCUGUUCAUGUUAUUGCAGUACUGACAAAUCACCCGUGCAUGUCGAUCCCUCCCAUAUAACUUUCAUCAAAUUUCUGUCUCUCCUCACCCAUACUGAACACCUUUGUACAUACAACAGCAUUUCGACUCCAACAAUCCCACUGCUGUUCCUAUAGCUGUAUAACCCACCAACCCUACACACACACUGACACGCACUCCAUAUCCUCUCCCAGCAAUACUUCAACCGACUCUUUCUCGCAGACAACGUAAAAUGCCCUGAUAUUUAUGCUUUGUUGACUCAAACUUAUCCCUCUCUACCGUACCUCACACUGGACUUUCCCCUCCCUACACACUUGUUCCCUAUUUUUUCCCUGUUCAUACCGUCGCCUGCCCCACAGCCCACUCCUCUACUCUGCCUCUGUUUCCCAUUAUCCACUUCCAGACCUACAGAACCAUCUGGUUACCAUCUGGUAACCAUCUGGGUACCAUCUGGUUACAACAUACUACCCACCCCACGAUCUCAGAGCUCCUGAUUUUUCUUCUCCUAGUUCUACCCCUACCAGUGCAGGUCUUUACAAUUUCGGUGCAUGUGCGUUGCUACAUAGUUUCUUGUUUAAGAUCUUUAACCUAUAUGAGCCUACUUUUCAUUUUACUUUUUUGUCUUUCGUUUAAAAGCACACAAAACAACAUAUGUAAUCCCGAAAAAUCACCUUAAAUGUUUAUUUGACACUACAAUAGUAAAUCCAUAGUCACAGUGCAUAAAAAUAUUAUAGUCACACUUCUUUACGACAAUUAUGUCGGAAUACAGAAAGAAAAAUCACCUUUUUAACUUGUUUAGAAACUUAUAUAAAUGUUUCACCCUCUUAAUUAUACUGCAUCGAAUUUAUUAAUUUUGGAAGUCAUAUGCUGCAGAGGGGCAGAAACAACAAUACAGGGAAAAAUUCUACGUAAACAUUGCUCUUUGGAAUAGUGGAACAAUUGUGUAUCUCUUCUCGUAGCCCAAAUCGGCAGCACCAUCAGUUGUCUUGUUUUGUUAAUCAGUGUGUGUUUCUCAUUGAACGUAUGGACCGAUUAGCCGGCUCAGAUAACAACCACCGUACCUGGUCGACUCUUACUACAAAACACCCUUGCUUCUGCACAAACCUGUAGGUAAAUCAUAUGGGCUUGAUUUGCGAAUAACUUUCAGGAACGAGAAUAUUUACUGUGAAACCGAAGUGUACGUUGUCAUGACAUUGGACACCAAUGCCGAUAUCCGCAGGUACCUGCUAGAAACUCGACACGACAGGCAUCUAGGCAUGUUUUGUGAAACAGCAAGUGCGUGACUAGGUCUGCGCUCGUUUCCGAUGAUUGUGAUACCUCUUUUCACGGCCAGGAUGCGUCAGCAAGAAGCAUCGCUUGGCACACUACCUUGACUCCUGCCGGUACUUAAAUGGCUCUGAUUGCUAGCAGCCCAUUCGUGGGUCUUAAUUAGUUUUCAUUAGGAAUUUGGCCGUUUCAGAAACAGCCAGCUUCGGUCAGAUAUGUUUUCAGUUUGCUAGUAGUAAAGAAAUUGUUAGAAAAGUAGUUUCUGUUAAGGCUAGUUUUAUUCAAAACAUAAUUUUCCGAUAAUUUACUCCCGGCAAGAAGUGCUCUUUCACGCCAAUAAACAGUACCACACUUAGUAUACUGUAUGAUGCAGCUAGAGAGUGCCACAAUAGCACGAAUACCUCAGCAACUAAAAGUUGCACGUUGUUUCCAUACUUUCUUCCACCUCUGUCUGUGACUAUAAGCUUCCAUGUGUUUUUAAUUUCUUACAAUCUAUCAUAGUUUUAUACGACCACAGAGCGAUUAUUUAAGUGAGUUAAGAGUCUUCAGUAUGUGUUGAAAAUAGUUGUAAGGCUAUCGUGUUGCAUUUUAUCACUUUUCAUGUAUUUAAAUUGACAUCUUUCAUCUCGUCAUUUCGUUACAUUACAUCUCUGUAAAUGGCGUUUGUAAUAAAUAUUUCAUGAUGUUUGUAUUCAAGAAAGUAAGAUGCAAUAAUAAAUUUGU